Molecule: messenger RNA, 1569 nt
Organism: Clavispora lusitaniae ATCC 42720
Lineage: Eukaryota; Fungi; Ascomycota; Pichiomycetes; Serinales; Metschnikowiaceae
Product: E3 ubiquitin-protein ligase
Molecular function (GO): zinc ion binding
Source: RefSeq, a predicted model, not a curated record
AUGGCCAAAUACAGUUUCUUGUUGAUUCUCUAUGGCACAUUUAGCACGGUGUUGUUCGGCCUCUCCUUGUUUACGCUGGCAUCUCGAGCAUAUGACUACUUCACUUUAAUUCACGAGCUUACGGGCAGCUUUCACCUCACAUUACUUGUCAAUUUUGUUGUCUUUUGUUUUAUCCUCUGGGGUCUUGUCAGUACAAAAUUGCUCUUUGGAGAUCUCCGGAUCAUUGAGACUGAGCAUUUGGUGGAUCAAUUGCCUUUCUACGGACUUAGCUUGCUCUUCAUUUUAUUCAACGAUGACAAUGUUCUUCUCAGCAUGUUUUGGGGAGGAACCACCAUCCUUCUCAAGCUGUAUCAUAUCAUCAAUCAGGAUAGACUUGAGCAUCUUCAGUUGAUGACAGUCAAUAACCUACACAACAUCAAUUCGCCAUCGCUCAUAUUCCGCACAUUUGCGUCGAGCAUUUUCAUGUUUUACCUCCUCGUAUCAAUCGUGAUUGAUGUGUUUAUGGCGAAGCUUUUAGUUUUCGAUGUUUUUCAAGGCGUAAGCUCGAUCGGGAGUUUACUCUACGGAAUCCAAUUCGCGGUUAUGGCUACAGACAGCUUUGCUUACUUGUGGAAGGUUGGCUUGAAUGUGUACGAACUCAUGUUUUACAGGUGUGUUCCACAUCCCGACGCUAGUGUACGUACUCCGACACAGCAAUCUGUUCCGACUGACGGAGCCGAACAUUCCGGAUCAGGCGACGAAGAUUUAUUUGACGAUGACAAUGAUGAUGAUGAAACCGAGCAAGUGUGGGAAAACAAGCCCCUUUAUACUCAAACAUUGGAGAUUUUGUCAUCGGUGAUCAAAAGCGUGUUCUACUUGAUCUUCAGCUACAUGCUCUACGUGCAUUCUAACCUUCCACCACCAAUCUCUAUGAUCCAAGGCGGAAUCGUCUCCAUGCUUCAGGUUGUUCAAAAAACGAAAAGACUUGCAGCUUUUCUCUCUCAAGCUAAAAGUUUGGACAAGCAACUCGAAGAUGCUACUGUGGAAGAUUUGAAUGCUGCUGACUACAUGUGUAUUAUCUGCCGUGAUAACAUGCACUCGCCAGAAGCAUACGAGGCACGCCGCCACAAACCAUUAAUACCCCGGCGGCGACCAAAGAAGCUUCGCUGUGGUCACAUUCUUCACAUGGGAUGUUUGAAAGACUGGCUUGAAAGAUCAAGCGUUUGCCCGUUGUGCCGGAAAAAUGUUUUCGCUCUAGAGGCUCUGACACCACCACAGCCUCAAGGAACUGCACAAGUUCCACAGGAGACCAAUCCUCCGAACCAUGGCAUGCAUCCGACGAGGACGUUUCCUUCUGGAGUGCCAAUCCCUACAUCGGAAGCUACAAACGUAUCUGUGCACGGAACGAAUGGGAAUCAAAGCACGAACAACAUGUUCACUGGGCGGGUUCCAAGUGGCUGGACAGCAUUUCCCAUUACUCGAACAGGCCCUGAUCGGUUUACAAUCCGUGUUUCACCAACACAGUCAGGGACUUUAAUCAUUAGGGAAAACACAGGGGACGCCCAGCUUUAUACGUUAGGAACAAAUUAG